AUGCUGAAAAUAGUAAACACUGAUCAGAGUGAGAAUGCAGAACAAGUGAAACCCACCCUACUUUGGAGUGUCUUCUACAUCCAGGAGCUUAUUAUGGGGUCAUGCGAAUCAGUUCCAAUGCCAGAUGGGAAUCUGAACUACAUUGAUGUUUUAGAUGAGGCAAUGAAGCUAUUUCAGAAGAUGUAUCCUCUUGAAGAAUUCUUCCCAGAGACUGCCCAGUCCGACAAGCUUGAGGAUGAGGUUGAGCUUGAUGUAGAGCUCUAUGUGAAGAAGGGAGGCGUGGCUGCAAGCAAGACAUUGACUAAGAGAGCGAAGUCCGCUAAGGAUCCUAAUAAGCCAAAGAGGCCUGCUAACCGCCUUUGUUUUCAUGUGGAUGGUGGAAACGCCUCUGGUGAAAAGGAGUUUGAAAACUCGAGGUCUGAGGUGAAUGAUGCCGAUGAGGAGGGCACUGGAGAGGAAGAGGAUGAUUAUGAAUGA
This is a messenger RNA of Ilex paraguariensis (yerba mate), 477 nucleotides long. Lineage: Eukaryota; Viridiplantae; Streptophyta; Magnoliopsida; Aquifoliales; Aquifoliaceae. The record is from the annotation of a GenBank genome assembly.